Messenger RNA from Oldenlandia corymbosa var. corymbosa, 3046 nucleotides. NCBI's taxonomy places the organism in Eukaryota, Viridiplantae, Streptophyta, Magnoliopsida, Gentianales, Rubiaceae. The record is from the annotation of a GenBank genome assembly.
CUCCCGGGGGGUUUGGUGGGGGACUUUUCUAGUUUUCCUCCUCUUCUCGAAACUUUCCUCUUCCCUCUUCCCUCUUCUUCUGCGAAUAACAGAUUUUUGAUUCCGUUUAUUCUUACCGUUUUACACCCGAUAAAUCGUGAUUAAACCCUAAUUUCGGAAGCUCACUUUCCAAUUUUUUCCCUCCAAAGAGCGGGAAAGUUUUAAUUUGAGGGAGAGUAAAUAGGGGGACCGGCGGGCGAUGCCAUCGGGGCCGGUGGCAACCGAUGUCGUGGCGGCGGUGGAGGCGGAGGCGACUCUGUCCGUGGAGGAAUCAGGUCGUUAAUGGCCGUCCUGCAGAUGACGUGGCAGCCGAGCUCGCUCAGCCAGAAACGCAAGUCCGGCCCGCCUCUAGGGCUUAGAAACCUCGGCAAUACUUGUUACCUCAACUCCGUGCUUCAAUGUCUCACCUACACUCCUCCCUUGGCCAAUUUUUGCCUCAAAUCUCAGCACUCUUCUUCAUGUGAUAUAGCUGCUGCAGCAGCAUCCGAAAAGAAGAGAGAAUGUCCAUUUUGUAUUUUAGAGAAAAGGAUAUUACGGUCUUUGAUGUCGGAGUCCAAUUUAGAUGCGCCAUUGAAGAUGAACAACUGUUUAAAGAUCUUUGCGGAGCAUUUUAGGCACGGAAGGCAGGAGGACGCUCACGAAUUUUUGCGGUAUGUAAUCGAUGCAUGCCACAAUACGUGUCUCAGGCUGAAAAAGUUACAGCUGCGAAGAAAAGGUGGGGAUAGUGGGUAUGAGGGCACAAUUGUCAAGGAAAUAUUUGGAGGUGCUCUGCAGAGUCAAGUGAAGUGUCUCUCUUGUGGGGCUGAGUCAAAUAAGGUGGAUGAGAUCAUGGAUAUCAGCCUCGAUAUCCUGCACAGUGGCUCUCUGAAAGAAUCUUUGCAGAGGUUUUUUCAACAUGAGAUUUUGGAUGGCAGUAAUAAAUAUCGGUGUGACCAUUGCAAGAAAUUGGUGGCGGCAAGGAAGCAAAUGUCUAUACUUCAGGCGCCAAAUGUUCUCGUAAUUCAGCUCAAGAGGUUUGAAGGCAUUUUAGGAGGGAAGAUCGACAAGGCGAUAGCUUUUGAGGAAGUUCUAGUACUUUCAAGCUACAUGUGCAAAGGAAGCCAGGAUCUGUGCCCUGAGUAUAGACUUUGUGGUACCAUAGUGCAUUCUGGAUUUUCACCUGAUUCUGGACACUAUUUUGCAUAUAUAAAGGAUGCUUUUGGCCGCUGGUAUUGCUGCAAUGAUUCCUGUGUCAGACUUUCAAACGUUGAAGAAGUUCUGUCUGAGAAGGUUUAUAUUCUUUUCUUUACCCGUUCUAAGCAGAGGCCUCCACUUAUGAAGACACGCUUACUAGCCAAUGGAUCAAAAAGCCAUCAUUCUAAUGGCAGUGAUGCUUCUGAAACUUCAAGCUCUUGUGUAACAGAAGAAGUAAUGAGCUCCACGAAGCAUUUGUCGGAUCUUGGCCGUGAGAAUAUUAAUUCAAAUGUAUCGAAGGUUGAGAGUGGGGCUUCUGAUCCUUCGAUAAAGUUGGGUGUCUUUGAUGGUUCUAGCCCCAAAAAAAAUCAUGCAAAUGGCGGUAUUAAAAUCAUUGUUCAUAGGAAGGAUCCCAAUCAGAAAACCUGCAAUCAAACAGACGUACGUGGUGAAAACAGAGGACAGAAUGUGCGGACUCUGAGUAAUGGGAAUGGUAUUCACAAUAUUCGAGCAGAUUAUACAUCCGGCACUUUGAAACCACUUUAUAUUAAAGCAAAUGGGACAUCUAAAAUUGAGAAUGGGAAUGGUCAUGUGGUUGACGCAGUUCAUGAAGUGGAUGGCGAAGCUAAGGUGGAAAACAACCAUGCAGAUUCAGUUGUGGGACAUAAGCAGACCAAUUUACAAAUUUUAAGUAAUGGAAGUGGUGUUAGAGAUGUUAGACCAAAUGGUACCUUUCAUUCUUUAAAGGGGAAACUUCCUUUGGUUACAACAGGUGGCUACCGUGAUAUUCAUGUAAAUGGACAUUCAUCAGAUGGGGAUGGAUGUAGUAAUGGUAAGGGUAACUUUGCAAAUGGAAAAGUUUCUCUUGGCAUGGACUUGUCCGACGGAAACGUCAGAUGCAAUUCUGACGGUGUAACUUUGAAAAGGAAGUUACAAGAUAGAGAAUCUUGCAUAUUACUCUCCAAAGAUGCUCAAUCUUCUACCGAAGUGGAAAAGUUCAAGGAAGUGUUGAAGAAAGAGGCGUCAUUAUUUCUUGUAUCGUGUGGUUGGUCUGAUGAAGUUUACAAGUUUAUGCAGUCUCAUAAGAAGCGCUCAAGGACUGAAUCUGAUACAUCAGAUUUCACUGAUCUGAAGAGGUUAUUGAUCAAGGAUGCAGGGAUGAAUUUCACUUCAAAGGUACCACAGUCACUGAAGAGGAAACUUAUUGAAGAUAUCAAUGUUUUUAGUAAAGAGAGACAGUCGCCAUCUGUUUCACGAGCAACUUAGAAAGCCUAUUCUGGUGGUGAGAAUGAUGAGAACUCUUUGAUCUGGCAGCCUCCUCCUCGUGUAGUUUAUUGAACUCUACAAAGCAGCCGAUACAUAUUGUUGUAGAUGCUGAUGCUCACUCUCUCGGAUUCGAUUUGAUCAAAUUGAGCCCAAAAGAUAUCACCCUAAGUUUUCUCCUACAGGUAGUGGUAUUGAUGUUUCUGAUUGAGAGAAUAUAUUUAAAAUUCAUGUUGAUAACUUUUUGAUAGGACUAUUCUUUAGCAUAGAGAUUAGAGAAUACCCAUUUUAUGGAUGUAUGACAAAUUUUCCCAUCAAAUGUGGCCGGAGUGAACGAUUGCCUCUGUAAUUGAGUAUUAACAACACCCAAUUUUAACUCUUCUGGGUAAAAUUCAUCUUCAUUGACCUCAAUGGCAUGCUGGCAAUUUUUGUAGAGAACCUUCCUGCGGUCCGUAAGAUAAAAUGUAUGCUUCCUUCUGUUUGGUUUGGUUUGGUUUGGUUUGGUUUGGUUUAGGGAAUCGGAUUCAGGAAAAGAUUGGAAGGGGGAGGAAAUGUAAAAGUGAUCUUGUUU